This is a messenger RNA of Dreissena polymorpha, 2603 nucleotides long. RefSeq names its product replication protein A 70 kDa DNA-binding subunit-like. The record is from RefSeq and is a predicted model, not a curated record. Gene Ontology annotation, biological process: double-strand break repair via homologous recombination; meiotic cell cycle; telomere maintenance via telomerase. Gene Ontology annotation, cellular component: nucleus; DNA replication factor A complex. The transcript is spliced from 15 exons. Gene Ontology annotation, molecular function: damaged DNA binding; single-stranded telomeric DNA binding. Lineage: Eukaryota; Metazoa; Mollusca; Bivalvia; Myida; Dreissenidae. Bases 105 to 1925 code for a protein of 606 amino acids.
AUUCGAUAAGAGAUUUAUAUAACUUGACGCAUGCGCAUACGCAUACACAACAAUAAAUAGCGGGAGUUGCAUUUUCCGCGAAACAGAUCGUAAAAGAAUUAAAAAUGUCUGUUGAUCUAACCGAAGGUGCAGUUGAAUCUAUGGUUGGAGGAGGACAGUGUGACUGCCCUGUGCUACAAAUUCUUAGUUCAAAGUUAAUAUCAUCCGGCGGCAGUGGUACAGAAAGAUACAGGCUCCUUGUUUCUGAUGGCGUGCACAGUUAUUCGCAUGUCAUGUUGGCCACACAGUUAAACAGUAUGAUGUCGGGUGGGGAAAUGGACAACCACUGCGUCGUCAGAGUUAAACAGUAUAUAUGCAAUACACUUCAAGGGGACAGACGGGUCAUGAUACUGCUUGAAGUGGAAGUGCUUGCCAAGGGUGCAGAUGUUGGUGGUCGUCUAGGCAACCCCCAGCCCUUGAAACCAGGACAGCCAUCAGAGUCUGCUGUCCCUCAGACCAGCAGUGUGCUUAAAAACACCUCAAAUAAUUUAAAUACUGCUCCUGUGGUGAAUGGGAAUGCUCACAGCCCGCCAUCGCGCAAGCCUUUCAACGUGCAGUCCAAGCCAGCCACACCGGGUACACCAGGCAGCAACCGCAUACACAGCAUUGUCAGUCUCACUCCGUAUCAGAACAGAUGGCGUAUCCGUGCCCGUGUUACACAAAAGAGCAACAUCCGAACCUGGAGCAAUUCUCGGGGAGAAGGAAAAUUGUUCAGUGUGAAUCUGAUUGAUGAGAGUGGAGAAAUCAGGGCCACAGGCUUCACGGAUACUGUUGACAAGUACUAUGAGAUGCUGGAGGUCAAUAAGGUGUACUACAUCAGCAAGGCUACCCUGAAGACUGCCAACAAACAGUACACGUCUGUAAAGAACGAUUAUGAGAUGACGUUUAACCAAGACACGCUUAUAGAGCCAUGCAGUGAAGAGACUGACCUGCCAACAAUAACUUUUGAUUUUGUGCCCAUCAAUUCCCUCGAUUCAAAGCAACCUCAGGCUGUUAUUGAUGUGAUCGGAGUGGUGAAGAGCAUGUCUGACGUGACAUCGAUCACCACAAAGCAGAAUAAGGAGCUAACUAAGAGAGAAGUGCAGCUCGCUGACCAGUCUGGCAUGGUGGUCAACCUGACCCUCUGGGGCAAUGAUGCGGAGAAUUUCAAAGGUGAGGACAACCCAGUGCUUGCCUGCAAAGGUUGCCGCCUGUCUGACUGGGGUGGGAGAUCCCUGUCCCUGCUGGGCAGCAGUCAGAUGUUGGUGAACCCGGACAUGAGGGAGGCAGCGCUGCUGAAGGGCUGGUGGAAACGGGAGGGGCAAAACCUUGACUUCCAGGGGUACCGCUCUGAAGGGGGUGGAGGGGCAGGAGCUGGCACGAACUGGAAGUUGUUUUCUCAGCUGAAGAACGAGAACAUAGGCAAUGAGAAACCAGACUACUUCACAUCCAAGGGCACAGUAGUGUUUAUGAGGAAGGAAAAUUCCAUGUACCAGGCUUGUCCAUCAGAGAGCUGCAACAAGAAGGUUGUGGACCAGGGGAACGGCAUGUACCGCUGUGAGAAGUGUCAGACAGAGUUUCCAAAGUUCAAAUGGAGGAUGAUCCUCUCGGUGAACCUUGCUGAUCACACGUCUACACAGUGGGUGACCUGCUUCCAGGAGUCAGCCGAGUGUAUCUUAGGAGUCAACGCUGACGAACUGGGCAACAUGAAGGAAACCAAUGAAAUGGCCUAUGAUGGUGUUUUUGAAGCAGCAACUCACAAGACAUACAUAUUCAAACUGAGAGCAAAGGUGGAAACCUACAAUGGGGAGAGCAGAUUGAAGGUCGUGUGCAUGAAUGCAAACCCGCUGAAUUUUGUUGAGGAUGGAAAACGGCUGUUGGACGAAAUCAACAAACUCAUGAUUUGAACAUCUGUUUGACCAAACUUGAACUAACUUGUAAUUAUCAAAGUGACUGAGGGUAACAUAACAUGGGGAAAAAUAUAAGAUUUGCGGUACUGUAAAAAUAAAUGUAAACCCAGCAUUGUUGAUACCUUUCUUUACAUGUUUUGAAAUCAUUUUGUGGUUGAUAUUUAUUGUUGAAUUCGCUGAGAAUUUAUGGAAAAUUAACUUUUACCUUCUCCUAUUUUCUAUGCACACGUUGAAAACGUUUUGCAUGAAAUAAUGUGUAAGUGGCUCUAAACAUGUGUCCAUUUUGAUAUAAGACAAUAUUUUCCAUUACAAUAGUGCUCACUUAAACAAAUCAUGUAUAUUUUGAGGGUUAAGGUUUUGAUAGGAAUAUGUUUAAAAUACCAUUUCAAGUUUUACUGUUUACUGUAUGGGGGGCAGAUACAUGACGUGUCGAUGUGUAUAGACAUCAGAACCUGAGGAACUGGAACAUUUAAAGUAAUUUAAAAUUCUGCUCGGCCUAAUUCAGGUAAAAUGUUACAAAAUUAAAGAUCAACCAAUAAUUUAUAAUCUUAAGUUGCUUAUUUACAUUUAUCUCAGUUGUUUUCCUGUAAAUGCUAUGCUUAUUGUCUUGUAAAAGUGCUGAUGUUUCAUGGUCAGAUGUACAUGUUUACAAUUAGAAAUAUAUCUAGAUUUAAA